ACAUCUAUUAAAUCUAAUCAUCAAAAAGAAUUAUUACCUUUAAAAGAAAUUAAAGAACAGAUAUAUAAUGAAAUCACUACAAUUAGUAUAAAUGAACAUUUAGAAAAUGAAUCAGUUGAAUGUGAAAUUUCUCUUGCUGAAAUUGAAG
Molecule: messenger RNA, 148 nt
Organism: Ambispora gerdemannii
Lineage: Eukaryota; Fungi; Glomeromycota; Glomeromycetes; Archaeosporales; Ambisporaceae
Source: the annotation of a GenBank genome assembly